UUUUUUUCCGCGCAGUUAUCGUUCGCACGUCUCCUUGGCCAGUUGGGCGUGCCAAAAUUUCUUUGUUCUGUGAUAUUCAAACAUAUCCAUCAUGCCGGAGGAAAAAUUUGAUCUCCAAAAAGUGCAGUCCUACUUUGAACGAUGCUACGUCGGAAACGAUGACGUUCUCAUCGAUCCUUACUUGGAGGCCUUUCGGGAACUGAACAAAUUCUUAUCAGUGAUGGGAACUGUAUUUGGAUUCAUUUGCAACGAAAUCAAAGAAAAGGUACGGAUUCUGGAAAGUCUUCGCCACGAUCAAAGCCACGGUGCACAUUUCGAGUCCGUGCGGAAGAUGAUGGAUUACGAGACGAGUAAUGGAUUGGUGCACAAAAAGGGCUACAUAUCUGGUUGUCGAACUAUGCAACGACUUCAUCGGGGUUUGAAUUUCAUCUAUGAAUUUCUCAAGCAACUAUCGGAGCUAGAAACAGCUGACGCCAAAACCAGCGGCGUCUGUCAGGCGGCCUACAACGACACACUGGCGGAGUUCCAUCCGUGGAUAAUUCGUAAAGGUGCCAUCAUGGCCAUGUACUCACUGCCCACCAGAAACGAACUGCUGGAGAAGAUGUGCGACGAUGCCAAUGCUACACUCAAGCUGCUACCGGAGAUGUUGCAUACAGGCCGGGCGGUGUACGAUCGGACACAUUCACUGUACACGAACUACGGACUUCAUGGUCUACCUUGAGCCAUAGGCAGAAUACUACAUUUCUUAGAAAAGUUUCCACGCCACAGAUUGAGAUCAAUACUCUAUUCAAAAUGGAAUUGGCAGUUGUACGAUUAUUACUGUUACAGUGAAUUAAAUUUUCGGUGAAUUAUGUGUCACGAGUAGUAAAAUAAUUCAACUACGUAUCUCCUUCAAUGCAAAAUGUGCUUUCUUUUGUGAUAAUAAAUACCAACACGUGCCUGUUUCAAAUUUACAAA
Aedes albopictus (Asian tiger mosquito) is the source of this 957-nucleotide messenger RNA. RefSeq names its product ceramide-1-phosphate transfer protein. Bases 92 to 721 code for a protein of 209 amino acids. The record is from RefSeq and is a predicted model, not a curated record. Gene Ontology annotation, cellular component: cytoplasm. NCBI's taxonomy places the organism in Eukaryota, Metazoa, Arthropoda, Insecta, Diptera, Culicidae. Gene Ontology annotation, biological process: intermembrane lipid transfer. Gene Ontology annotation, molecular function: lipid transfer activity. The transcript is spliced from 3 exons.